AUGGCUACUCCGAUCAGUAUGACCAUCCAAGAACUCGACGGUCUCUGGGUGAUGGACAAGAACUUAACGAGCGAGUUAGACCCGAUGAUGAAAAUGCAAGGAAUCCCUUGGCCGCUUCGAAAAGCAAUUUGCUUGACAAAUAUCCGCCUUCGUAUUUCCACAUACACGGCGAAAGACAUAGACAUCAACAUUGACGCCCACCCAGAACCGGUGAAGGUGAUCGAUGUCCUCCAAACUACGACUGGAAACCUCGCUGGAACAAACGAAGUGCGAACCAUGAACUGGGCCCUUCAAAAACACAAAGAUUAUAUAUUCGGCACCGUCAAAAGUUGGAGCCGUUUUAUUGAUGGAGCGAGGGAUAUGAAAGGCAACAUGCGCCCGGACGUCGAGGUUCAGACGGAAGUGACUGAUAACUCAAUAACGAAAUUCCUGCGAGGAGAGAUCCUACCUGAUGGCAUCACCAGGUGUGAAGGUUUUCUGGUAGAGCCUGGGGGAGGCGAUGGAUUCAGCAGAGGGUGCUGGGUCCAAACCUUUGCACGAGGCGUGGACACUGGUUGGACAGCUGAGCAAAUUUGGGGAUUCGAAAAUAUUAACGGCAAACGCUACUAUACUCGUCGGGUCGUUAUUGCCAAUGUGGAAGGGGGUUCAGAUUAG
Molecule: messenger RNA, 654 nt
Organism: Penicillium canescens
Lineage: Eukaryota; Fungi; Ascomycota; Eurotiomycetes; Eurotiales; Aspergillaceae
Exons: 4
Coding region: 1-654 (217 amino acids)
Source: RefSeq, a predicted model, not a curated record